ACCGUUCCGAUCUGUUGAUGUUUAACGUCCAAAAAAGAAACAAAGAUGGCGGACUCUGUAGUGGUAGCUCCUGUGUAUUUAGCAAUUGGUAACAUUCCUGUUGCCUUUCACUCCGCGGACCUGAGAAAUUAUUUCAGUCAGUUUAUAGAGAGCGGAGGUUUUCAGUGUUUUCACUAUCGACAUCGACCGGAGCUUCUCAGGGAGUCCGAGGGGUCCGAAAACCCCAAAAAACCCAAAAACCCCAUGUGUGGAGAAGGUGAAGAGGGCAAAGAAAUCAGCUCCGUUGCAAAAAACAGCGCCGUGACAGAAAACAGCUCCGUGACAGAUAACAGCGCCGUGACAGAAAACAGCGCCGUGACAGAAAACAGCGCCGUGACAGAAAACAGCUCCGUGAAGAAGCAGACGGUGAAGUCCUGCUGCUGUAUAGUCUCACUUCAUGCGAAAGAUGCCGACAGAUUGAUCAAGAUGUAUGCGGGGAAUCACUGGAUUAACUCCAAGGGGGACUGGCUGGCUAGACGCUGUGUUGUUAAAAGAGUAAAGGUUUCACACGACAAAGAUGAUGGCUCAUUCCCCUAUAAAUCGAAGCACGAGCAGCGCCAUCGAGUGUCCUUAACAGAGCGUUUCACAGAAGCUGACCUCAAGAGUUUAUCCGAGCUGAAUCCACCAGCUCUGAUGCAGAAUGGCAAUGUGGGCACACCGGUGAAAGUCUUCCUCCAGCUCAUCCAGUCCUGCAGACUGCCUCCGAGACUUAUCCGGAAGUUGGGCCUCACUUUCCCCAAGACUGGCUCCAACCGCCGGUACGGCAAUGUACCUUUCCAGUAUAAGGACAGUUGGACACUUCCAGCCACAGAGGAGACUAUAUUCACAGCUGAUGGACAUGAAAUCUCAGGACCAGGAACUUAUACUGCUCCAUACCUAGGACGGAGGCUGCUGGCUGAUCGCACACAAACAACAGAGACUGACGAGCCACAGGAAGAAGAAGAGGAUGCACAUUCAAAUGCAGAUGAUGAUGAUGACUGGUGUGAGGAGUGGGAACGCCAUGAAGCUUUGCAUGAGGAUGUCACGAGCCAGGAGCGAAGCAAAGAGAGGCUGUUUGAGGAGAGGAUCGAGCUGAAGUGGGAGAAGGGCGGCUCAGGCCUGGUUUUCUACACUGACGCCCAGUUCUGGCAGGAGGAAGAAGGAGAUUUUGAUGAACAAACGACAGAUGACUGGGAUGUCGACAUGAGUGUGUACUAUGAUAAAGAUGGAGGUGACAUGGAUGCCCGUGACUAUGUCCGGAUGAGGUAUGAAAAAAGGCUGAGGGAGGGUCUUGAAGAAAGAUCUGGAGAGAGUCAAUCCAUUGGCAGCUUUGAGAAGUACACUAGGGGCUUUGGCCGUCGUUUGAUGGAAAAACAAGGCUGGAAGGAUGGUGAUGGGUUGGGAAACAGUCAGAUUGGGAUUCCUGACGCUCUUGAGAGUGACGGACAACAUCCCUAUUGUAAAAGGGGCUUUGGGUAUCAUGGAGAGAAAUUGUUCUUGAAUCCCGUAAAAAAGGCCAAAACAGAUCUUCAUAUAAGUACAGUCUAUGACAAACCUAAAAACAUUGAUGGAGGCGACACCUUGCUGAGACGUCAACCAAUCACUAGUAUGAAGUACAGAGGCUGGCAGCCAGGUGGCAUCAUUGGACCCCGAAGAUGACAACUUUUUUAUUUUUCUAUAGAUUUUUUUACCUAUUUACUUGUCUGACUGUUUUAUUAAAACAUUUUUCAAACCUUUCA
Molecule: messenger RNA, 1757 nt
Organism: Trematomus bernacchii (emerald rockcod)
Lineage: Eukaryota; Metazoa; Chordata; Actinopteri; Perciformes; Nototheniidae
Gene: gpatch3
Product: G patch domain containing 3
Exons: 7
Coding region: 46-1677 (543 amino acids)
Biological process (GO): negative regulation of type I interferon production; positive regulation of DNA-templated transcription; negative regulation of RIG-I signaling pathway
Molecular function (GO): nucleic acid binding
Source: RefSeq, a predicted model, not a curated record